UUUAAUGAUUGACGAAGUUACUCCCCUUUUUUUGGAACCUUCUGCGACCGGAAAAAUUGGUCAAAGAUACACAACUUGAAAAAAAAUGAUUGCAUGUUGAUUGAAGCAUAAUGUCCCAAGGACACCAGAAACAAUGGACAAUCACAUUGAGAGCUACAAGCCAUCACAAAGCACCAAGUCCAAUGACUCUAACCUGCUGAACGAUGGGGCAACUCGUAUUGUGCGUUCACGCACUGUGAGCUUCGUUAAGAACGAGAAUGGCGGGGAGAUGGUCACAAUCGACCUGGUCAACCAGCCAGAGGCUGAAGAGAGGACCGGCCAAACGGUCAUGAAUGACAGUGACAUCUAUCUUGCCGCCACAUACAUCAUCGACGCUGUUGAAACGCGUAACUACCAGUUCAACACCGAUCCAGGGAGUUUAAGAAACUACCAUCUGUAUAAUAACAGGUUCAUGCAGUACGUCCUCUAUUUCUUUGUGUUUGUGAUACUCAUGCUGGCCAUAUUUGAAGAGCCUGCAGUCAAUGGUCUGAGCAUGCCUUACUGGAGUACCCACGUUCUGGAGCUGGCCUGCUUGGCGUAUUUCGUCUUUCGAAUGCGUCAUCAUCGAUCCUUCACACCGAGGAGAAUAUGGUGGACAGAUGCUAAGAACAUUAUACUAGUCGUUGCUAUCAGUGUGAUGUGUGUGGAUAUGAUACUAAUGACCGUUCUAGUGGAGACUGGAGUGAUUGAGAAACCCUUCCGCUGGUCCAGAAUGCUCAGACCGCUCUUCCUCGUCAACUUCCCUGAGAUGAGAGAGAUCCGGCGCUCAUUCCGUAAUAUCCGCCACUCACUGAAUGAGAUUCUAACCGUUCUGAUUCUUCUGUUCUUAAUUCUCUUCUUGUUUGCUCUUCUUGGCCGGGAACUCUUCUCCGAUGACGACCUGAAAGAAGUUCUAUCAUCGGAGCCUUACUUUGCACACUACAUUGAAAAUAUCUGGGAACUGUAUAUCCUUGUGACUACGGCCAACAGUCCUGACGUCAUGAUGCCAGCCUAUGACUGGAAUAGUUUCUACAUAGUAUUCUUUGUGAUCUUCGUCUUGCUGUGUAAUUACAUCUUUAUGAGUAUCUUCCUUGCUGUUAUAUACAAGAACUACCGAAAACAUCUCAAGAACGAAGUUCAGACCUCAGUGUUUCUGAAAAGAAGGAAGCUCGCCAAGGCGUGGGACAUCCUGAAAGUCACAGUUGACAGCAAGUUUGUGCUGACGUGGGAGCGAUGGAGAGCAGUGAUGAAGUUUGUCAUUCCAAAACACAGUGACAUGCAAGUACAUCUGCUGUGGAAGGUUCUUGAUAACGAUGACAAUGGAUCAGUUGCCAAAUGGGAGUUCCUACGCAUUGUAGAUCUCCUCAGUGUUAAGCUCUCGACCAUCAACCAAAGCAUGCCAUUCUUCCAGAAGUAUAUGGCCACAUGCUACAACUCUACACUCAGCGAAUUCAUCUGCAAAUAUGUCAAACAUAGAUACUUCCGCUUCUUCUUUGACUUUGUGAUCAUGAUCAAUGCGUUUCUGAUCAUCGUCAAGGUUGAUGAAGCAGAGUGGUACUUCUUGGGCAUCUUCAUGUUUGAGAUCCUGAUCAAGAUGUACGUCUAUGGUUUCUACAAGUACUUCAAAAGCGCUUGGAAUGUAUUUGACUUUGUAAUUAUCACUGUAGCCUUUGUAAUCAGCGCCAUAGAGGAAGUAGUACAGCAAACGUCAAAAGAUUUCACAGAGCCCACAUUAGACUUUCUCCUAGUCCUCAGAGUGUUGAGAAUCUUAAGAGUCAUUGGAGGCAUUGAAAGGUAUCAAGUCAUUAUAUCCACCAUUAGCAACAUCGGUCCGUCAAUUCUAACGUUUGGUGGCGUCUUAUUCGUUAUCUUCUAUGUGUUUGCCGUCAUCGGUAUGGGAAUAUUCCGCAGGCGGAUUACCUUCUACGGUUACCUACCCGACAACGCGUACACGGACCCGACACAACUCUACUGCGGGACGGGCAUCGCCAAUUUCACCAAGUCGGAAUUCUACAACCACCAUUACUGCAGCAACAACUUCAACGACAUCACCAAGGCCUUCGUUGUGCUGUUUGAGCUGAUGGUGGUCAACCAAUGGCAUGUGAUUGCCGAUGGCUUUGUUCUCGUCACGCAUAAAGCGGCGAGGAUUUACUUCCUAUCCUUUCAUAUCGUCAUGGUGGUGAUCAUCGUCAACAUCUUCAUUGCGUUCAUCCUGGAGGUGUUCAUGGUGGAGUAUUCGCUCUCUAAGAGUAAGUACGAGGGCGCUAUUGAGAAGAAGAUUGAUGAGCUGGGGCUGGGAGUUGACCUAACUGAAGAGAAUCAAGACAAGAAGAGCAAGCCAGUAAAACUAGACAAGCUUGGUCUGGUCAGUAAUGCUGAGGGAGAAAACUCCACGGCUAGCGAUAAAAGACCCAAGGAUCCUGGUAUUCGUUUCCGUAUUGGCAAAAAAUCCAGAAAUGUUCAGCUGUCCCUUCAGGCCAUGUUUGAAGGAGAGCUGGACGAGGAGAACAUCGGCCCCGAGGGUCUAGAAGACAAUGAUGACCUUGAUGUGGAUGAGAAUGAGCCCAUCGCAUACACGCUUAAUAACGCUGUCUAGGAAACAAACCAGCCAAUAGACUCCGUGCAUAAAGCGGAGCACUACAGGGAUCAUGUGCAGGUUUUUACGCAUAAGAACAGGUAUUGUCCAAUCAUUUGCUUCCUUUGACCCCCCAGUGAGGGCGCUGUUUGAGUGUGUGACGUCACAUGCAAGGGGUCUAUAAAGAAAAACGAUGACCCUUUUGGCGGGAAAAUUGUCAACUUUUUAGACAGGGCCCUUUUAGUAUAAAGCUUCGUAGCACAAGAACUUUGCUGAGCCCAACAUUUUCAUCUUAGCUGAAAUGGGUUACCGGUUAAAAUUGUAGGUAGUGUGCAUUGCUCAUGACUGGCUCCCUGCCAAUUUUAGCUGACAUGGGCGGCCAGGCAAAUGAAAUUAGAUACAAUGUUGUCAUGAUCUUUGAGGGAAAUUUUCAGUGCGGGGUGCUUCAUGGUAUUCUAGUCUCCCCCCCCCCCCCAAAAAAAAAGAAUGAAUUUCUUCGGUAACUAAACUUAAUUGAUGAGCAGUUUAAUCUGCUUUGUGCAGUCCUCUUACUAGUUUGUGUGUGAUCCACGUAAGUCCACUAUUUGGAAAAGAAAUUACAUUGAGAUAACAGGUGUGAGUUAAAAAUGAUGUAAUUGAGCUUUCUUAUAAGGCCAAUUACUAAACUUAGUUAACUAAUAGAUAAUAAUAACAAGACUUGUAAUGCGCACGUAUCCACCCUGCUGGGUGUUCAAGGCGCAGAAUUGCUGCUAUUUUUAAUAUAAAAAAAAUACAUGUUGAUACUGUGAUUAUGAGAGACCCUUUAUGAAUCCUCAGAUGUAAGGGUGGGUUAGUUUUCAAAACUUUUCAAAAUGUACAGAUUUUUUUUGUGUAGAUUUGUAAGCAUUUGCCAACAGCCAUUUCCUUUGUAUUCUAAAUGCAAGACAUUACGCCAAUGUAUUACAUAUAUAUUUACACAGCACAUUUGAUUGUCUUUCUAUAUAGUUAUAUUCCAACAUUAAAUUUUGAUAUAUUAUUGAAAAUUAAGUUUAUAGCAUUUAUCGAAAGAGAUUAAUCUUUUAAAUAUAAAUUCAAUCAUAUGCUUUCAUAUUGUUUAUCAGUAUUAAAAUGGCAAUAUCUAAUGACCAGUACCAAUUUAAAUAACUCAGAUUAUUAGAGUGCUUUCAGGAAAUAUUGAAAUAAUGGGUUUUGUCAUAUCGUAUAGAACUAUCAAGAAGCUUGCAACUAAUCGUGUGGCAUUGUAGUCUGAGGAAUUCAAGUUUAGCAUUACUUGUAACGAACCUAGGCAUUGUACCAGACAUUAUACAAAUCUAACUCACAAAUGGUCGAUAUUUAUCUUCUGUAAGCAUAGAAGACACUGUUAUUGGAGAUUUUAUUCGAACUUUCUACUGUACUUCUUAAAAAGCAAGUAUUCUAUUCUUCAUUCAACUAUUUUAAAGAUCUAACUCAAAAAUGGCUGAUAUUCAUAUUUUGUAGUAUAGAAGACAUAGUCAUAAAAGGUUAUUAGAACUUUUACUGUACUUUAAAAAAAAAGCAAGUAUUCUAUUCUUCAUUCAACUAUUUAAACAACUUUUUGUUAAAUGCAUUAAUUACUUUUUUCCCCCUACAUUCCAAUGUUUGUGUUUGUUCAUAAUAAUUGCAAGAUUGUAAUGCUAUUAUUAAACCACUACAUUAUUUCUAGUUAUCGGUUUUUAGUUUAUCAGUAUUUUUUUGUAUACAGGAGGGAAUCACCCACAAAUAAAUUGCU
Messenger RNA from Asterias rubens (European starfish), 4340 nucleotides. Its product is annotated as two pore calcium channel protein 1-like. The transcript has 20 exons. Gene Ontology annotation, molecular function: monoatomic ion channel activity. The record is from RefSeq and is a predicted model, not a curated record. Gene Ontology annotation, biological process: monoatomic ion transport; transmembrane transport. Lineage: Eukaryota; Metazoa; Echinodermata; Asteroidea; Forcipulatida; Asteriidae. Gene Ontology annotation, cellular component: membrane. Bases 134 to 2614 code for a protein of 826 amino acids.